CAUUACAUCUCCAUCUCUCUCCGUUUCCUCUGUCUAAUUAUCACAGCUCGUUUUUUUGCGAUAGAUAACGUUCCUUUCAAAGACAUGGAGAACAUCAACGUUUAUUCACCGGAAUGUUCACCGGAAAACGUCUCACCACCACCACCACCUCCUCCGGUAAAAUCAAACUCCGGUACGAAGUUGAAGAAGUCAACGGUACAAAAAUGCGGUAGCUUCGCUUCUAAAGCUACAAGAGAUGCAUGGGAUCGUAUGUUCGACGAAGCUCAUGGAGCUGAUGUCUUGAUCCACACGGAUAAUAAUGGCUUGAUCUACGCGCAUUCCAACGUCAUCGGAAUGGCCUCAGAUGUAAUAAGAGGAUUGAUGAAGCAAGACAAGAGAAAACCUCAUCGCAAAUCAAUCUCAAUACUCGGCGUUCCUCACGAUGCUGUUCGCGUUUUCAUUCGAUUUUUAUACUCUUCUUGCUACGAGAAACAAGACAUGGAAGACUUGGCGAUACAUCUUCUUGUACUAUCACACGUCUACGUGGUUCCGCAUCUGAAACGAGUAUGCGAGUCACACUUCGAAAACACUCUGCUCAACAAAGAGAAUGUGAUCGAUGUGUUUCAGCUAGCUCUUCUCUGCGACGCUCCUCGUCUCGCUCUUCUCUGCCACAGAAUGAUACUAAAUAGCUUCGAAGAAGUUUCUACUUCCGAAGGAUGGCAAGCCAUGAAACAAAGCCACCCUAGUCUCCAGAAAGAGCUCUUACGCUCUGUCUCCUACGAGCUUGAUGUAAAGAAGCAAAGAAGCAGGAAACAGAAAGAGAUUCAGACAUACACUCAGCUGUACGAUGCAAUGGAAGCUUUUGUCCACAUAUGUAGAGACGGAUGCAGAGAGAUCGGUCCAACAAAGGUCGAAAACCCUCACGUCUCUUGCGGGUUUCAAGCGUGCGACGGUCUGGAGAAGCUGUUGAAACAUAUGGCCGGAUGCAAGCUGAGAUCAAUCCCUGGUGGUUGCAGCCGUUGCAAGAGAAUGUGGCAGCUUCUUGAGCUUCACUCGCGUAUCUGCGUCGACUCGGAGCAGUGCAGAGUCCCUCUCUGCGGUGACUUCAAGGAGAGGAUGAAGAAACAGAGCAGGAAAGAUGAGAAACGAUGGAAACUUUUGGUGAAGAAUGUUUUGAGCACCAAGAGAAUUGGAGGGUCUCCAUACUUUUUGCAGGCUAUUGAUGUUACUCUAUGACAUUAUUAUUAUUUCAUUUCAUUUCAUAUCAGAAUUAGAGAUUGCAUAUACAUGUAUAGAGUACAGAUUCUUUAUUAAUAGAUAAAUAGAUUCAAAAUUCAGUGUUCUAA
Raphanus sativus (radish) is the source of this 1325-nucleotide messenger RNA. RefSeq names its product BTB/POZ and TAZ domain-containing protein 5. Gene Ontology annotation, molecular function: protein binding. The record is from RefSeq and is a predicted model, not a curated record. Bases 85 to 1215 code for a protein of 376 amino acids. Lineage: Eukaryota; Viridiplantae; Streptophyta; Magnoliopsida; Brassicales; Brassicaceae. The transcript is spliced from 3 exons.